Molecule: messenger RNA, 1222 nt
Organism: Rhodamnia argentea
Lineage: Eukaryota; Viridiplantae; Streptophyta; Magnoliopsida; Myrtales; Myrtaceae
Product: protein YIPF1 homolog
Exons: 6
Coding region: 205-1014 (269 amino acids)
Biological process (GO): vesicle-mediated transport
Cellular component (GO): membrane; Golgi apparatus
Molecular function (GO): small GTPase binding
Source: RefSeq, a predicted model, not a curated record
UCUCGCUGUCGCUCUGUCUCUCUCUCGGAGUCAUCGUUGCUUCGGAACUAAGUUCUAGGGCUCGUUCUUUCAGAAACGAUUGGAAAAAUCCCCAAAUCUCCAUCAUUCAUCGCACGAUGACUCUCUUCUUUACCUGAUCGAACGAAUUAGUCACGCAAAGCAGACUCUUCUUUGUCGAUCUUCUCGCAGCUGCCUCUUCCUCGCAUGGAAGAUUCCUACACCGGCCUCCCCACCAGCCACCUGCUGGGCUCCGUCCCUGCUGUUGUUGAUGAUGGAAAAAGUUCCACUAACUAUGAAGGACCAGAAGCAAAUAUGCAGACUUUUCCUCCGAACAAUGGAGGAGACAGAGGGCGUGGCUAUCAAUCUCUUGCAGGACCAAGUGAGACAUUUGAACAACAACCUGCAAGCAACUGGAGAGGAGUCUUUAGCAUCUCAUCCUAUACACAAUAUUUCAAUGUUGAUACAGAUAUAGUGUUAAACAGAUUGCUGGGUUCGUUGUUUCCAACUGGUGGGGAUUUUUCCAGCAAGAUCGAUGCAAAUCCAGAUCUAUAUGGGCCUAUCUGGAUCUCCACUACAUUGAUAUUUGUGAUUGCUGCCCUUGGAAACUGUGCUACUUACCUCAUGGAAAAGAAUUCUGACGCAAGUACCUCAUGGAGCUUUGAUGUUGGCUAUGUAAAUCUUGCGGUUUGGUCAAUCUAUGGUUAUGCAAUUUUGGUUCCGCUAGGAUUCUACUUCUUGCUUCAUUAUCUGGGAUCGAAUGCCAGCCUCAUAAGGUUUUGGUGCAUGUGGGGAUACUCGCUCUUCAUCUUUAUUCCGAGCUCUUUACUUUUGUUGAUUCCAGUUGAGGCUAUCCGUUGGAUCAUCAUACUCCUUGUUGGUGGGGCCUCGGCUUGCUUUGUUGGAUUGAACCUUAGGUCAUACACGGAAGGGAACGAUCUUACAAUCAUAGUGGUAGCUGCCUUUCUACUGCAAAUGGCUCUAGCAAUUUUCGUCAAGGUCUGGUUCUUCCCAUGAUGAUCCAGAAAGGUACUUCUCAAGGAUCGAAUCCCGUCUACUUCGACUUUUGUCUCUUGUGACAUUUGAUAGCUGACUGGAUCUCAACUGGCGACAAGUCUCUUUGAGUUUACAGGUCAUGUAACGAAUAGCAUUGUAUUGUAUCGACGAUCUUGCUGCAUUGAGUCUGAGAGGAUGAAAUGUUGAGGACGAACCUUUAAUACUUCCA